CUGACUGCUUUUCUACGAGACCGUUAGUACGAGAAAGAGACAGCGCGAUUCAGACGAAUACAACAAGGUUAUAACACACACACACACACGCGCGCACGCACACACACGCACACCAUACUACAGCCAGUGAGGAACCAAGCAGUGUGGAGAGAAAGAUUCAAAGAACAGCGGAGGCGAAAGAGAGAAAAGGCGCAGGGAAUUUGACGGAUGAGUUGUCUUUCUCCUACCGCGUUUUUCUUUGUGUGAACCCCCCCCCCCCCCUCAGGAUCACCACAACAACAUCGCUGCUAGAUCUACCGCCUUACUUCUUAGCCUCGAUUCCUGGUUUUUCAACUCGUGCGCUACAUUCGUGCAGCGGAGAGAGCAGAUUCGUUGAAUGUUGGGAGCUCAAAAUAGCCUGCAAGAGUCUUGAGGCCCCAUUGUGAGUGCGAUGACCAACAAGUUUGGCUGUCGCCCGGUGGUCAUUUUUGGGAGCUGUCUGUCAACGGCAGCGUUUGUCCUGUCCACUUUCUCUCCUAAUGUGGACAUGUUGAUUGUUACCUACGGAGUGUUUGGAGGUUUUGGUCUGGGCAUGAUCUACCUUCCAUCCAUUGUCAGUGUGGGUUACUACUUCGAAAAGAAACGAGCCUUUGCCACAGGGCUUGCUGUGUGCGGCUCAGGGAUAGGGACCUUCAUGUUCCCACCACUUAGUGAGUUUCUCCUGGAUGAGUAUGCAUGGCAAGGGGGACUGCUCAUCAUUGCUGGCAUUAUCUUCCAGGGUUGUAUCUGCGGUGCCUUGAUGAGACCUUUGGAAGCAAAGCCUGUGUGCAAGUCAAAGAAAGCAAAGAGCCUAGGUGCUGUCGACAGAGAUAGGGGGAUGUCAGAGAGCAGCACUUUCACCAACUCUGUCGGUGACCCCAAUAAAAUCAUGGAAGGUGUCAUGGAAGCCAAACUCUUGAGGGAGAAAGGACUUCAAGACAACGACUCUGAUCUAGGGUCUCUCCCGAGUAUUGCUUUCAUCAAACGAGGAGACAGCAUCAGUGUCGCUGAUCACAGACGACUGAGCAGCGGUAUCCCCAUCCCUGGCUCAGAUGCUGCUCGUAAAUACAAGCUGUCGGUAGGCAGCAGUUAUGCCGACUCUGCAGGUUCCCCUGUGAGAGAAAUUUCCGGACUCACAAACUCUCCCCCUGUGGAGUCGCCUGGGUCAGGAACUCCCAAGAUUGUGUUGGACAAAGGCAAAGCAGAGUCUCAGAUGACUUCAUCAGAUGCGGACAGUGAAGUUAAAGUGAUUGAAGCAGCUGAUGCAGACAACUUAACUGAUGGAACAAGCACUGAGAGAUCUGACUAUUUCACAGCUCCAGAAUCUGACCCGAACAGCCCAACAAAAAGUGCAGCAGGCAGAAGUCUGAGCACUCCGUCCGACGAGAGUGAGAGUACUAAAGCCACGGUGGGCACGGGAGAGACAGUCUUAGAGAAUGGGGAUCUGAGUACCGGUACUCCUACUAUCACCGAGAAUGUCAUCAUCCCAAACAAUGUUGAAUCUUCAAAUAAAACUGAACAGAGCCAACCACAAUCAAAGUCUCACAACACGAGUGAAUUCGCUCCCCUUUUGGAAGUUCCCUCCCCUGUCAUUCGCAAUGGCAGUGUGAGCCAAACUGGUGGCUACGGUGGGAGCCGAACAAACAUGUCGCAUCUUCACAGCCUUCGUUCUCUUCACGUCUCAAAGAAAGACUUAGCUCGACCACUGUACCGCAAAGACAUUUUUUACAGCGGAAGCGUUCUCAACAUCCCACAAUUCCAUUCUCAGCCCGACAUGAAAAGCUACAUCACAAGCAUCACCACAAUUCCUGGCGAGAUGGAAUUUGUGGACGGCCCCAGUUCCUCAUCAAAAUGUGUCAACAAGUGCUGUGCUUGUUUGCCUCGCUCGGCGAGAGACGUUCUCAGCGAGAUGGUUGAUAUUUCUCUCCUAAAAGACCCUAGCUUUAUGCUCAUUUGUCUGGGCAACUUUACAGCCUUCUUAGGCUUUUUUAUCCCAUUUGUAUUCCUUGUUGACAGAGCUGUGUCUUUAGGGAUCAACAAAAGUCAAGCUGCUUUCCUGAUUUCCAUCAUUGGUAUUACAAACACCGUCGGCCGUGUGGCUGUGGGUAAGCUGGCUGAUCUGAGAGUCAUCGAUAGUUUGGUCAUCACCUACAUGUCCAUCAUCGUCAUUGGCCUGGUCACUGCUCUGGUUCCUUUCUGUGACACCUACGCACUUCUCGCUACUGCCUCUGCCGUUUUUGGGCUCGGAGUGGCUGCCUUUAUUUCACUUUCAUCUAUCAUCAUCUGUGACCGCAUGGGUCUGGAGAAACUGACCAAUGCAUUUGGCCUGAUGUCCAUGGUCAGAGGGAUAUCUGGCAUGAUUGGUCCACCCUUUGCAGGCUUCCUGUUCGAUUCCUCUGGUACAUACGACCUUUCCUUUUACCUUGGAGGCCUGCUAUUGUUUAUUGGAGCCGCCUGCCACGUUUUCCUUCAUCUGCCAUGUUUCCGAAAGAAUACUCCCCCUCAAGAAAUGAUCAUGGAAGAGGCUAUCGGGGAAAUCACUUUGGAAAACAUGGGCUCAAAACCUGAAAUUGUUACUGUUGAAGAAGCGUUGUCUUCUGUGUAAAUGAAUACAAGCAUAAUAAUGCCAUAUGUCAUUCAUUCUGUCUGUUUGUCUGUCUCUUUCUUUCUCUCUCUCUCUCUCUCUAACUCUCUCUUCCCACUCUCUCUCUCUCUC
Molecule: messenger RNA, 2734 nt
Organism: Aplysia californica (California sea hare)
Lineage: Eukaryota; Metazoa; Mollusca; Gastropoda; Aplysiida; Aplysiidae
Biological process (GO): monocarboxylic acid transport; transmembrane transport
Molecular function (GO): monocarboxylic acid transmembrane transporter activity
Source: RefSeq, a predicted model, not a curated record